This is a messenger RNA of Rana temporaria (common frog), 9077 nucleotides long. It is a transcript of the gene ITPR1, whose product is annotated as inositol 1,4,5-trisphosphate receptor type 1. Gene Ontology annotation, cellular component: endoplasmic reticulum; membrane. Gene Ontology annotation, biological process: calcium ion transmembrane transport. The transcript has 61 exons. NCBI's taxonomy places the organism in Eukaryota, Metazoa, Chordata, Amphibia, Anura, Ranidae. Gene Ontology annotation, molecular function: inositol 1,4,5 trisphosphate binding; inositol 1,4,5-trisphosphate-gated calcium channel activity. Bases 148 to 8337 code for a protein of 2729 amino acids. The record is from RefSeq and is a predicted model, not a curated record.
CGAGCGGCUGAUGAGGAGCUGAGCCGGAGCUGUACCGGGGAAUGGAGCGGAGGGGAGCCGGGAGAGCGGGGGAGCAGGAGACAGAAUAAGAGAUUGUGAAGGAUUGGGACGGAUUUCCAGAAACAUCGCGGUCCAGGAUCGGUGAAGAUGUCGGAGAAGAUUUCCAGCUUCCUCCAUGUCGGGGACAUCGUCUCUCUCUAUGCGGAGGGAUCAGUGAAUGGAUUCAUCAGCACGUUGGGUUUGGUGGACGAUCGAUGUGUGGUGCAGCCGGAAGCCGGGGACCUCAACAACCCCCCCAAGAAGUUUCGAGACUGCCUGUUCCGGCUGUGUCCCAUGAACAGAUAUUCGGCUCAGAAACAGUUCUGGAAAGCGGCAAAACCCGGAGCCAGCAACACCACCGACACCGUCCUCCUCAACAAACUACACCAUGCAGCAGAUUUGGAGAAAAAGCAAAAUGAUACGGAGAACCGCAAGCUCUUGGGAACAGUCAUCCAGUACGGGAAUGUCAUUCAGCUGCUACACUUGAAGAGUAACAAGUACCUCACGGUGAACAAGCGCCUCCCGGCUCUGUUGGAGAAGAACGCAAUGCGGGUAACACUGGACGAGGCCGGCAACGAAGGCUCCUGGUUCUACAUCCAACCUUUUUACAAGCUGCGAUCCAUCGGUGACAGUGUGGUCAUCGGUGAUAAAGUUGUCCUUAACCCCGUCAAUGCUGGGCAGCCAUUGCAUGCCAGCAGCCACCAGCUUGCGGAUAACCCCGGAUGUAAUGAGGUGAAUUCAGUGAACUGCAACACCAGCUGGAAGAUUGUGCUUUUCAUGAAGUGGAGCGACAACAAAGAUGACAUCCUGAAGGGGGGGGACGUUGUGCGGUUGUUCCAUGCGGAGCAGGAGAAGUUCCUGACGUGUGAUGACCAUAGAAAGAAGCAGUAUGUGUUUCUCAGGACCACCGGCCGCCAGUCUGCCACCUCUGCCACCAGCUCCAAGGCAUUAUGGGAAGUGGAGGUUGUCCAGCACGACCCGUGUAGAGGAGGCGCCGGCUACUGGAACAGCCUGUUCAGAUUUAAACAUUUGGCAACAGGACAUUACCUGGCAGCGGAGGUGAACCCUGACUAUGAGGCAGGUAGCCUGGAAGCUGAGGUCUCAAUGGACUUGGAUCAGGACCCGGCCCGGCCCAGGGUAAGAGUGGCUCCGGAGAAGAUGAUGUGCACCUUGGUCUCUGUCCCCGAAGGCAACGACAUCUCCUCCAUCUUUGAGUUGGACCCAACCACUCUGAGAGGCGGCGACAGCCUGGUACCAAGAAACUCCUACGUACGAUUGCGCCAUUUGUGUACGAACACCUGGGUGCACAGCACCAACAGCCCCAUCGAUAAGGAUGAGGAGAAGCCGGUCAUGUUGCGGAUUGGAACGUCCCCUGUGAAGGAAGACAAGGAAGCAUUUGCCAUUGUUCCCGUGUCCCCGGCGGAGGUCAGAGAUCUGGACUUUGCCAAUGAUGCCAGUAAAGUUCUCUCUUCCAUUGCGGGCAAGUUGGAGAAGGGGACCAUCACCCAGAACGAGAGGAGGGCGGUGACCAAACUCUUGGAGGAGUUGGUUUAUUUUGUGACAGCCGGAGUGAAUUCUGGGCAGGAUGUUCUGGAGGUCCUGGUGAACAAACCCAACCGCGAACGCCAGAAACUGAUGCGGGAGCAGAAUAUCCUGAAACAGAUCUUCAAGCUGCUGCAGGCCCCGUUUACGGAUUGUGGUGAUGGUCCAAUGCUGAGGUUGGAGGAACUUGGGGAUCAAAGACACGCCCCCUUCAGGCACAUCUGCCGGUUGUGCUACCGCGUCCUGCGGCACUCCCAGCAAGAUUACCGCAAGAAUCAGGAGUACAUCGCCAAACAAUUUGGAUUUAUGCAGAAGCAGAUCGGAUACGAUGUGCUGGCGGAAGACACAAUCACCGCGCUAUUGCACAAUAACCGCAAGCUGUUGGAGAAGCACAUCACCGCGGCCGAGAUCGACACCUUCGUCAGCCUGGUGAGGAAGAACCGGGAGCCCAGGUUCCUGGAUUACCUCUCCGAUCUCUGCGUUUCAAUGAACAAAUCCAUCCCCGUCACACAGGAGUUGAUAUGCAAAGCCGUUCUGAAUGCUGCCAAUGCCGAUAUCCUCAUCGAGACAAAGCUGGUGCUGUCGCGUUUUGAAUUUGAGGGCGUGAGCAGCAGCGAGAGCCCUCUGGAAAACGGAGAGGACGAGGAGGAAGUUUGGCUUUUCUGGAGAGAUGCCAACAAGGAAACGAGAAGUAAAAGUAUUCGAGAGUUGGCUCAGGAUGCCAAGGAAGGACAGAAGGAGGACCAGGAUGUCCUUAGUUAUUACAGGUACCAACUAAACCUCUUUGCCCGCAUGUGCCUGGACCGGCAGUACUUGGCCAUCAAUGAGAUUUCCGGGCAGCUAGAUGUGGAUCUUAUCCUGCGCUGUAUGUCCGAUGAGAAUCUGCCGUUCGAUCUGCGAGCGUCAUUCUGCCGGUUGAUGCUGCAUAUGCACGUGGACCGAGACCCCCAAGAACAGGUGACCCCUGUGAAAUACGCCCGCCUCUGGUCAGAGAUCCCUUCAGAAAUCGCCAUAGAUGACUAUGACAGCAGUGGGACAUCGAGGGACGAUAUCAAGGAGAGAUUCGCACUGACGAUGGAGUUUGUGGAAGAAUAUUUGAGGGACGUUGUUGGGCAGAGAUUUCCGUUCUCCGAUAAAGAGAAGAACAAGCUGACCUUUGAGGUGGUGAACUUGGCUCGCAAUCUCAUCUACUUCGGCUUUUACAAUUUCAGCGACCUCCUCCGUCUAACCAAAAUUCUUCUGGCCAUCCUCGACUGUGUGCACCUGGCUACCAAUUUCCCCACCAACAAAAUGGGCAAAGAUGAUGAAAAGCAAGGUGGCAGUAACGUUAUGCGCUCCAUCCAUGGCGUUGGAGAACUUAUGACUCAGGUCGUACUACGUGGCGGGGGGUUCCUUCCGCUCACCCCCAUGGCAGCCCCAGAAGGAGCCAUUAAACCUCAGAGAGAGCCGGAGAAGGAGGACAUCCUGGUCAUGGACACCAAGCUGAAGAUCAUUGAGAUUUUGCAGUUCAUUCUGAACGUUCGCCUGGAUUAUCGCAUCUCCUGUCUCCUCUGCAUCUUCAAGAGUGAGUUUGAUGAGAGCAACGCUCAGUCUGCAGACGGGUCGGACACCGUGACUGUGGUGCCAGGUGCCCUGGAUUUCGAGCACAUCGAGGAGCAGGCGGAGGGCAUCUUCGGGGGAAGUGAAGAGAACACCCCGUUGGACCUGGACGAUGAUGGCGGUCGCACCUUUCUGCGCGUCUUGCUCCACCUCACCAUGCAUGAUUACCCCCCUCUGGUGUCGGGGGCCCUGCAGCUGCUCUUCCGCCAUUUCAGCCAAAGGCAGGAGGUUCUCCAGGCCUUCAAACAGGUCCAGCUGUUGGUCACCAGCCAGGACGUGGAUAACUACAAGCAGAUAAAGCAGGAUUUGGACCAGCUGAGGUCCAUCGUGGAAAAGUCGGAGUUGUGGGUCUACAAAGGGUCGGGGCCGGAGGAGACGGCGGAGCAGACGACGGGCACAGCGGGCACCAAAGAGGAAGGAUCUGGGAAGCCAAAGAAAGCGGAAAGCACGAGCAGCUACAACUACAGAGUGGUGCGCGAGAUCCUCCUGCGGCUCAGCAAGCUCUGCGUGCAGGAAAACUCGUCCGGGCGCAGAAACCGCAAACAGCAACAACGUCUCCUGCGGAACAUGGGGGCGCACACGGUGGUGCUGGAGCUGCUGCAGAUCCCCUAUGAGAAGUCUGAGGACACGCGCAUGCAGGAGAUAAUGAGGAUCGCUCAUGAAUUCCUGCAGAACUUCUGUGCCGGGAACCAGCAGAACCAGACGCUUCUCCACAAACACAUCAACCUCUUCCUGACCCCGGGGAUUCUAGAGGCCGUCACCAUGCAGCACAUCUUCAAAGACAACUUCCAGCUGUGCAGCGAGAUAAACGAGCGCGUCGUCCAGCACUUCGCUCACUGCAUCGAGACGCACGGCCGCAGCGUGCAGUACAUCAAAUUCCUGCAGACCAUCGUGAAGGCCGAGGGCCGGUUCAUCAAGAAGUGCCAGGACAUCGUCAUGGCGGAGCUGGUGAACUCCGGAGAGGACGUCCUCGUCUUCUACAAUGACCGGGCCUCCUUCCAGACUCUGGUGCAGAUGAUGCGUUCGGAGCGCGAGCGGAUGGAUGAGAACAGCCCCCUCAUGUAUCACAUCCACCUGGUGGAGCUGCUGGCCGUUUGCACGGAGGGGAAGAACGUUUACACCGAGAUCAAGUGCAACUCGCUGCUGCCGCUGGACGACAUCGUGCGCGUGGUGACGCACGAGGAUUGCAUUCCGGAGGUGAAGAUCGCCUAUAUAAACUUCCUCAAUCAUUGCUAUGUGGACACAGAGGUGGAGAUGAAGGAGAUCUAUACCAGCAAUCACAUGUGGAAGCUGUUUGAGAAUUUCCUGGUGGACGUCUGCAGGGUGUGUAACAGCACGAGCGACAGGAAACACGCGGACUGCGUCCUGGAGAGAUACGUGACGGAAACCGUGAUGAGCAUCAUAAACACCUUCUUCAGCUCCCCCUUCUCCGAUCAGAGCACCACGCUGCAGACCCGGCAGCCGGUGUUUGUUCAGCUCCUACAAGCCGUGUUCCGGGUCUAUCACUGCGGUUGGCUCAUUCCAUCACAGAAGGCCUCGGUGGAGAGUUGUAUUCGAGUUUUGUCUGAUGUGGCGAAGAGCCGCGCCAUAGCCAUCCCUGUCGAUCUGGACAGCCAGGUGAACAACUUGUUCCUGAAAAGCCAUAAUAUCGUGCAGAAGACGGCCAUGAGUUGGCGCAUGACGGCUAGAAAUGCCGCCCGGCGCGAUUCCGUGCUGACAGCGUCCCGGGACUAUCGCAAUAUUAUCGAACGACUGCAGGACAUCGUGUCUUCAUUAGAAGAUCGGCUGCGUCCUUUGGUCCAAGCGGAACUUUCUGUCCUCGUGGACGUCUUGCACCGGCCGGAGCUCCUGUUUCCAGAACACACGGAGGCCCGGAAGAAAUGCGAGAGCGGACAGUUUAUCUGCAAGCUGAUAAGACACACGAAGCAGCUCCUGGAGGAGAACGAGGAGAAGUUGUGCAUUAAAGUCCUUCAGACGCUGAGAGAGAUGAUGGCCAAAGACCGCGGCUUCGGUGACAAGCUUGUAGCCAUUGACGUUGUGGAAAGUUCUGAGGAUCCGGGUCAGGCCCAGUCUGUGAGGCAACUGGAAGAUCUGAAGAGGGGGGAAGCGCUCCGCGUUAUUUUGGUGAACCGAUAUCACGGGACCGUCAAGCAGAGCGGAAGAAGGGAAAGUCUCACCAGCUUUGGGAAUGGACCGCUGACUGGAGGAGUCGGUGUGAAGCCGGCCGGUUUAGCCGGCUCCAAUGCGGGGAGUUUAAGCCGAGGGGAGAUGAGUAUGUCGGACGUUCAGUGCCACCUCGAUAAGGAAGGGGCUUCGGAUCUCGUCAUUGACCUCAUCAUGAACGCCACCACUGACCGCGUGUUCCACGAGAGCAUCCUUUUGGCGAUUGCGCUUCUUGAAGGCGGGAAUACGACUAUUCAGCAUUCCUUCUUCUGCCGCCUCACCGAGGACAAGAAGUCGGAGAAGUUCUUUAAAGUUUUCUUCGAUCGGAUAAAAGUCGCCCAUCAGGAAAUCAAAGCCACCGUGACGGUGAACACCAGCGACCUCGGCAGCAAGAAGCGCGAUGAGGAGCAAUCUGAGAGGGAGACCCCGCACCGCAAGAGAGUCCUGGAGGCCGGUUUGCAGAUCACGGAAGAGGCGAAGGAUCAGCUGAUGGAGGCCACUGUCGCCACCAAGAAGGCGUUCAACUCUUUCCGCCGGGAAGCCGACCCCGACGAUCAUUUCUCCGCCAACGAGGGGGGAUUGGCCGAGAAAGGGCGGGACGAGCUGGAAAUGAGCCCCAUCAUCGCCAUCAUGCAGCCAAUCCUGCGCUUCCUACAGCUGCUCUGCGAGAACCACAACAGGGACCUGCAGAACUUCCUGCGCUGCCAGAACAACAAGACCAACUACAACCUGGUGUGCGAGACGCUGCAGUUCCUGGACUGUAUCUGCGGCAGCACCACGGGGGGCCUGGGCCUGCUGGGCCUCUAUAUCAACGAGAAGAACGUGGCCCUCAUUAACCAGACGCUGGAGAGCCUGACGGAGUACUGCCAGGGCCCGUGCCAUGAGAACCAGAACUGCAUCGCCACCCACGAGUCCAACGGCAUCGACAUCAUCACCGCCCUGAUCCUGAAUGACAUCAACCCGCUGGGCCGCAAGAGGAUGGACCUGGUCCUGGAGCUGAAGAAUAACGCUUCCAAGCUUCUUCUCGCUAUCAUGGAAAGCCGACACGACAGCGAGAACGCCGAGCGCAUUCUGUACAAUAUGAGGCCGAAGGAGCUGGUGGAGGUGAUAAAGAAGGCUUAUCUGCAGGGUGAGGUGGAGUUCGAAGAGGCGGAGGGCUGUGAGGAUCACGCCGCCUCUCCCCGCAACGUGGGGCACAACAUCUACAUCCUGGCCCAUCAGCUUGCACGGCACAACAAAGAGCUCCAGCAUAUGCUGAAACCAGGUGUGCAGACGGGGGAUGGAGAUGAGGCUCUGGAGUUCUAUGCCAAGCAUACGGCCCAGAUAGAGAUUGUCCGUCUAGACCGCACCAUGGAACAGAUUGUGUUCCCUGUGCCCAGUAUCUGUGAAUUUCUGACCAAGGAGUCCAAACUGCGAAUUUAUUACACAACGGAGCGGGAUGAACAGGGGAGUAAGAUCCACGACUUCUUCCAGCGCUCAGAGGACCUCUUUAAUGAGAUGAACUGGCAGAAGAAGCUGAGAGCUCAGCAAGUCCUCUACUGGUGCUCUCGGAACAUGACCUUCUGGAGCAGCAUCUCCUUCAACCUGGCCGUCCUCAUGAACCUCCUGGUCGCUUUCUUCUACCCCUUUGUUGGUGUCCGAGGAGGCACCCUGGACGCCCGCCUCUCUGGUCUACUCUGGACAGCCAUGUUGGUUUCUUUAGCCAUAGUUAUUGUACUACCCAAGCCUCACGGGAUCCGAGCGCUGAUCGCCUCCACCAUCCUGCGGCUAAUCUUCUCUAUAGGACUUCAGCCUACGUUGUUUCUGCUGGGUGCUUUUAAUGUGUGCAAUAAGGUAAUCUUCCUGACCAGCUUUGUUGGGAAUCGCGGAACGUUCACAAGAGGUUAUGGAGCAAUGAUCCUGGAUGUGGAGUUUCUUUAUCAUCUCUUGUACCUUCUUAUCUGUGCCAUGGGUGUCUUUGUACACGAGUUCUUCUACAGCCUGCUGCUCUUUGACCUGGUCUAUCGGGAGGAGACCCUACUGAACGUAAUAAAGAGCGUGACGCGGAACGGGCGCUCCAUCAUCCUCACCGCUGUUCUGGCGCUGAUCCUGGUCUACCUGUUCUCCAUCGUUGGGUAUCUCUUCUUCAAAGAUGACUUUAUACUGGAAGUGGACCGGCUGCCAAACGAGACCAACUUUCCGGAGACGGGGAGCACGAUGGCCAGGGAGCUUCUGUACCCCGAAGUGUGCCGGUUGGGGUCGGGAGGGAACUGCACCCACGGUAGGUACACAGAGGAGCCGCCUCCGGAAGGGGGGGAGGAGGAGGAGGAGAAGGAGCACACCUGUGAGACCCUCCUGAUGUGUAUCGUGACGGUGCUGAGCCACGGGCUGAGGAGCGGCGGGGGAGUCGGCGAUGUUCUGCGCAAGCCAUCUAAAGAGGAGCCGCUGUUUGCCGCUCGCGUCAUUUACGACCUGCUCUUCUUCUUCAUGGUCAUCAUCAUCGUCCUGAAUUUAAUCUUCGGGGUCAUCAUUGACACGUUCGCUGAUCUGAGGAGUGAGAAGCAAAAGAAGGAAGAAGUUCUGAAGACCACGUGUUUCAUUUGUGGUCUGGAACGGGACAAGUUUGACAAUAAAACGGUGACGUUUGAAGAGCACAUUAAGGAGGAACACAACAUGUGGCAUUAUUUGUUCUUUAUUGUUCUGGUGAAAGUGAAAGAUUCUACGGAGUAUACUGGACCCGAGAGCUACGUGGCGGAGAUGAUAAAGGAGAGGAACCUGGACUGGUUUCCGAGGAUGAGGGCCAUGUCCCUGGUGAGCAGCGACUCAGAAGGUGAACAGAAUGAACUUCGGAACCUGCAGGAGAAGUUGGAGUCCACCAUGCGGCUCGUCACCAACUUGUCCGGCCAGCUCACCGAACUCAAAGACCAGAUGACGGAACAGCGGAAGCAGAAGCAGAGGAUCGGUCUCCUGGGGCAGCCGGCUCACCUAAAUCUCAACCCCCAGCAGCCAGCAUAGAUCCUCCCCCAUCCUCCACACACCGCCGUGUCCCUUAGAGCCAUCCAUACGGAUUCCAGCUGCUCUGCUUCAGACUUCGGCCCGCCACUUCCGCCGCCACCGAUUUCUUUUCCAUUCGCAUCCAGCGUUGGAAUAUUUUUGUGCCAAAUGAACCCCCCGAUCGUCGGGCGCGAACGAACUUUGCACUGAGAGGAAAUAAUAAAAACUGAAUUUCGAGAGUCCAUUUUAUAUUUCAGAUUGAAGAGAUUAUAUUUAUGAAACUUUUUUUUUUCCUAUUUGUAACGUUUUGAGUGUAAGGACCACUGUGAUGUAUUGUGUGGGAUGACACCCCUCCGCCGCCAUCUUUGUUCUUCCGUUCAUACUGUGCCCCUCCCCCUAGGAUGACCAGGCCUGAAAUAUUUUUUGUCAGCGAUUUGCUGAGAAGUUGACCUGAUGACCAAACCCAGCUUGGCCCCCAUCCCCCCCCUUCCCUCUGCCUCGUCCUCCAUUAGAGUGAGUGGGACUGUGAAACGCGUCGGCUGAGAUCAAGGUUUUGAAUUUUUUUGAACUUUAUUCCCUGCAGAAUGAUGAACGUUGCGCAUUCAGACUCCUCCCCCCACCCCGAUGGAAGGACCGGCUGUAAUUUAUACUUUUUUCCCGCUCUGUUUUUUUUGUACACACGUUCUUUGUUUCUUGAUACACAGAAGCUGCUCCCUGACUUUGUAAAUGUGCAAGUUUGAGAUUAAAACUCUGAAUAUGCA